This is a messenger RNA of Parasteatoda tepidariorum (common house spider), 4098 nucleotides long. RefSeq lists its product as uncharacterized. NCBI's taxonomy places the organism in Eukaryota, Metazoa, Arthropoda, Arachnida, Araneae, Theridiidae. The record is from RefSeq and is a predicted model, not a curated record.
CACUAGUUGUUAUAGUUCCGACAAUCAAACUUGAAAAUUAAUGUUAACUUUUAAUUCUAUCUAAACUAGGCGUAAUACUGAAGUGACGUUGACGAUUGAUCAACUCAACUCCUUUUAUAAUUUGGAAUUUUUGUGGUUUUAAAAUCUUAAUGUUUUAAUCUAAUGUCCUAAAAAUAAUAAAAGUCAUAGUUCAUGCGUUACACAUAUUUUCCUAGUACUUUAUUAACAUGAUAAGUAUACACUUUAUUUUGAAAGUUUUAUCGGAUGUUAAUUAGUUUAAUGAAGUAGCCAAUUACAGUGCGCCUUUUUCUUCUCCGAAAACGUUCGAGACUCGAAGUUUACAAAUUAUGCAUUUUCGAGAAGUGAAUUAACUAAUUCGAGUGGUUAAUCAAUUCACUCAACUAAUUUGCAAAUGCUUUAAAAGAGUGCCUCCGAUAAAUAAGUGAUGGAGAAAGAGGUUCAAUCAGAAACUUACUUCCCAGACUUCUCUGACAUUUGUGAUGAAAGUUUUCAGUUUUGGGACUUCAUGACUCAUAAGGAGACUUUAAAGGAGAGGCCAAUCGACAACGAAACAACAUUUGAGAACGUGAGAUCACACAGCGAUCAUUCCUCACUGAGAGAUGACGACUCGCACACAUUUUGGGAUUUUUUAAGCUCUAGGACUGAAAAUACUCAACAUUCACCUGAUUCGCGUCAAUUCAGCGAUAUCUUUAGUGAUAAAGUGGAAAAAAAUCUGAAGCCAACUUAUGGUUCCAGGGAAACUAAUGACGAUGUAAAAGCUCGACAAAAACAUACUGCAUCCGAUGAAUUCUGGGAUUUCUUAAACUCUUCUAUAGAAGAUAAUAAGAAUUGUGCUGCAGAAGUUCAUCUCAUUCCCUGCGGCACUCCUGUUACGAAGGAGCAACUCAACACUUCUUCGUUUUUAGAAACUAGUGCUGCCAUACUUCCUCGAAUAUCUUCAGUUUAUUCCCUAAAUACAACUCGCUCGGUGGAGGCACUAUCCGAAAUUAUUACCCCACUCACAUCUGUUAUGAAUAACAGUUGUGAGUUCACAGAGGCAACUCAUCAGCUAGUAGUUCACAAUAAUGCACCGAGUGAUCAUGACAUGGUAUAUGCACAGAGCACAGACGGAGGCAAUUUCUCACAAAUUCCUCUCAAACACAACACAAAUGCAACUCAUCAAGUAGAAGCUUACGAAAAUCCAAUGAAUGAUUAUGAAAUAAAAUACUACCUUACACAAAACACAGACAGAGGCAACUCGCUCAACAGUAGUUCACAUAGCAUUCUCAACCACAGCACAGAAACAAUCAAUCAAACAGUAGCUCAGGAAAAUUCAAUGAGUCAUUAUAAAUUGGAAAGCUAUGCUGACACUUUAAAACUUCAAGAUCCUAUCAGCAGAAAAUCUCUGAUAUUAAGAGAAUCCCCUGCGAAGUUGUCUACAUGUACGUCUUGUUCAACACUUUCUUCGGUCAGUUGCAAGAUUCAGCAUUUAAAACUAAAGGAUGAGAAUAUUUCACGCCCGGAGAAUAUGGGUGUAAAUAAUGGUAUGGAGCCCCUCUACGUUUCACUACCGAAAUCCGAAAUGUUACAGAAACCUAACUAUUCACAGUUCUUGAUAAUAGUUAAUAAUGCUCAACCACAAAUAGCUUUAAAGGAAAAUGAAGCGGUAAAAAAAAUUGAACAAAACAUAACUGCUCAGAACUUCUCGUCCACCGAAAACCAUUCAUUUGCCGAUGAUAAUUUACAGAGUGAUUUCCGCUUAGCGGGCUUUAGAAAUAAUCAUGUUUUAAACGUAUGCAAGCGAAAAAGAAGUUUCGAUUCACCAUUUGCUACACCCAAUGGCUCUGAAAGCAACUGUCCUAUCCCAGUUUCAUCCACGCCUUUGGACACAGAUACCUUAAAUUCGAUUUCGGCCCGCUUUAAAAGCAAACAAAAUAAUUUCUCCAAAAUAGUUAAAAAGCAGAAUCUAAAUCAAAAACCAAUCAAAUGCAUACCAUUGGGAAGAUGCAAAAAUGCCAUUCAGCAAACAAAUACGCCGAUCAGUCUGGAGGCUUAUGAAGCAAACGCUGAAAAUACUUUGUUGAAACCCUGUAGCACACCCCUACUCAGAGGCGAUGGUGAAUCAGUGAGAAAUGCUGAUAAAACUCCUCCAUCCCUAUCUAAGUCCCAAAGUAAUUCCUUCUUGACAGUUACUUUUCCUCAGAUUCCCAAUUCGAAUGCGAAAUAUGUAAUUAAUUAUCCCAGACAGAGCAUUAUCCAAAACGCCAGACAGAGCAUUGCACCAAUUAUCCCAAAUGCCAGACAGAGCAUUACACCAAUUAUCCCAAAUGCCAGACAGAGCAUUGCACCAAUUAUCCCAAACGCCAGACAGAGCAUUGCACCAAUUAUCCCAAACGCCAAGCAGAACAUUGCACCAAUUAUCCCAAACGCCAAACUGAGCAUUGCACCAAUAGUCCCAAACGUCAGACUGAGCAUUGCACCAAUUAUCCCAAACGCCAGACAGAGCAUUGCACCAAUCGUCCCAAACGCCAAACAGAACAUUGCACCGUCUUCCUGCCAAGUGACAGAAAUUCAAUACACGUUGUCCAGUGGGAUAUUUCAAGAACCUACUUCCUCCUCCUUAUCCUCGAAGUACAAAGUAGUACCUAAAACGAAAAAAUGUCGACGUAAAACGGUGAAAGAACUUUUGGAAGAACGACAGUCUGAAAUAGCAUCGCUUUCAAAGCAACGAAAGGUCUCGAAACACUGUGUCGGCGAGGCUUCGUCUGAAAUCGGUAAUAAAAUCCAUUCAAAAACUGACUGCUAUGAUGAUCCAAAAAAUGAUGACACUGCUACGCAUCAUGGAGGCGAGAUGUCUCAUCAGUGGCCACAUGAAAAGUCGCUUAGACCAAGGCACUAUGAUAUGUCUGAACUACAGAUUGGAUUCUUUAAGGUUCAGGAAGAUGUCGACGCACGCGGACGUUUCCGAAGCAAGUUCAAAGUAUUAUUCAUGAAACGACAGUUCCUGUAUGAUUUUCCAGUCAGCAGAUGCAACCAGCCAAGUUUGAAAAAACUUGAGCAGAAGUGGGAUGAUGAGAUGGCAAGAAUUGCCAUUCCUUUCAGGACUAUUACUUCCAUCCAUUUGAAAGAUCGAAUGAUUCAUUUGAAUGUAGAUUCCACACCUCACUUCUCUCUGAUGAACUCACAAUUAUCUCAACUCGCAGACAACACUACUUCCUGGAGUCAUUUUCUGCAAACUUCCUCCACGCACAAGGUUGUGCUGAGGAAACGACAGGCGAGUAAACUGAAAUUGGUAUUAUGUCAGUUUGAUGAGCGGUUUAUUACUCUGACGGACAUCAUCGUCACUUCCUGCGAAAAUCAAUUUGAAAGUCCUGUCAAGAAGCGCUUCUCUAAAAAUCGGAAAUUUGUUGCCCGGAGACCACCAGAAGACAGUCAAAAUCUGAUUCUCAGUCAAAUGUGCUCUUGUCGAACUAGUUGCCGUUCCAUUCGCUGCUCGUGCGUGAAAGCAGCAAGAAGUUGCAGCUCAACAUGUCAAUGCUCCAACUGUAACAAUCCAUUGAAUGUGCUCGAAACAAUAGGACUGGACAUUUAUAUUUCCCUCAACGACAACUGUCUGUUUCAAAAUAUAUACCAAAUUCCAGAUCUAUCAAAUUAUCUUGCAAGAGAAGUGAGACUUGAUUGUUGCAAUUGUCUUGCUCGCAUCCAGGAUUGCAUUCCAGGGACUGUUCUAUGCCCCAAUACCAACUGUAACGCCGCCCUCCAAUAUUCCUGGUGCCAGAAGAUGGUCAGCUACCCAGAGAGCAACCCAAGAAAUCAUUGUUCCCUCUGUGCUCAGUGCCGCUUCUCCAAUGGACGACAUUGUUAUGUAUGCAAGAAAUGUUAUGCCGUCACCUCCAAAUCGAACAAAUGUCCCACCUGCUUGAGAGAAAAUUCGACACUUCGACAACUCCCAAGGAGAAGUCUAAACACAUUUUGUUCUGAUAAAACACUUACGUCCACAUCUUCCCAACCUCAAAUUGUUGUCCUCAAUGCAUCAUCUUCCGUGCUAACAAAGCCUCCAGAAGAGAUCAAUAAAAUGAAUUCUUGAUGUUAUCUUAA